Molecule: messenger RNA, 2838 nt
Organism: Pelobates fuscus (common spadefoot toad)
Lineage: Eukaryota; Metazoa; Chordata; Amphibia; Anura; Pelobatidae
Gene: MCM8
Product: minichromosome maintenance 8 homologous recombination repair factor
Exons: 19
Coding region: 43-2550 (835 amino acids)
Biological process (GO): double-strand break repair via homologous recombination
Cellular component (GO): MCM complex; nucleus
Molecular function (GO): single-stranded DNA binding; single-stranded DNA helicase activity; ATP binding
Source: RefSeq, a predicted model, not a curated record
AAGAAAGGCUGUACAGCUGCCCCUGAGGAAGCAGAUAAAUUGAUGAGCCAGAGUUGGAGAGGAGGAGAUAGAGGAUGGAGAGGGGGAGGCAGUCAUUACUCAGGAGGCUGGAGAGGUCGACCCUGGAGGGGGAGAGGCAAUGGGAGAGGACAAGGUGGAAACUGGAAUAGUAAUGCUGGAAGAGAUUCUGCUUGUAUAUCAAGUGCUAAACCUCGAUUAACACAGACUACACUGGACAAGUACAUUCCGUACAAAGGCUGGAAGCUUUAUUUUACUGAAGCUUACAGUGACAACUCUCCAUUUGUGGUGAAGGUUCAAGCAUUCGAGAAGUUUUUUAACAGGCAAAUUGAAUUAUACAACAAGGAUGAAAUUGAAAGAAAAGGAAGUAUAUUGGUGGAUUACAAGGAACUUUUACUGGAUAGCGACAUCACUUCAUGUAUGUCAUUGUCUUCCGAGUUAAGGGAAAUGCCUGAAAAAAUUCUGGACUGUAUGGGGCUGGCAAUACACCAGGUCUUAACAAAAGAUCUCGAAAGUCACGCAGUUGAAUUACAGGAGCAAGAAGGUCUUCAGACACAGGAAGCACCCAUUGUUAAUGUGCCAUACAUUCAUGCUAGGGUAUACAAUUAUGAUCCAUUAACCCCUCUGAAAAAUCUUCGAGCCAAUCUCUAUGGUAAAUAUGUGGCACUGCGUGGUACAGUGGUACGAGUGAGUAACAUUAAACCACUGUGCACCAAAAUGGCCUUUUCAUGCAACAUGUGCGGUGAUAUGCAGAGUCUGCCUCUUUCGGAUGGAAAGUUUACAGUUCCAACUAAGUGUCCUGUGCGAGAAUGCCGUGGGAGGUCAUUUACUGCAAAAAGAAGUUCCCCUUUAACCGUAACCGUGGACUGGCAGUCUAUCAAGGUGCAGGAACUGAUGUCUGAGGAUCAGCGAGAGGCUGGUAGAAUUCCGCGAACGGUGGAGUGUGAAUUAAAUCAGGAUCUAGUAGACAGCUGUGUUCCUGGUGACAUGGUGACAGUAACAGGAAUUGUUAAAGUGUCUAACACUAGAGAUGGGGGUUAUAAAAAUAAAAACAAUAAAUGCAUGUUCUUGUUGUACAUCGAGGCAAAUUCCGUCAGUAACAGCAAAGGUCAGAAAAGCAAGGAUACAGAAGACGGUGUGAGUCACAGGGCAUCUAUGGAUUUCUCAUUGAAAGAUCUCUAUGCAAUCCAAGAAAUACAAGCUCAGGAAAAUCUUCUAAAGUUAAUAGUCAACUCCCUUUGCCCUACGAUAUAUGGACAUGAGAUUGUGAAAGCAGGGCUGUCACUGGCACUGUUUGGAGGCUGCCAAAAAUACGUGGAUGACAAAAACAGGAUUCCUGUUAGAGGAGAUCCCCAUAUUCUUGUGGUUGGAGAUCCUGGUUUGGGAAAAAGCCAAAUGUUGCAAGCCGUGUGUAAUGUUGCUCCUCGUGGUGUCUAUGUUUGCGGAAAUACCACCACAUCCUCCGGCUUGACUGUGACAUUAUCCAGAGAUAGCGCAACUGGAGAUUUUGGUUUAGAAGCAGGAGCACUCGUUCUUGGAGAUCAAGGGAUAUGUGGAAUAGAUGAGUUUGAUAAGAUGGGUAAUCAGCACCAGGCUCUACUGGAAGCUAUGGAACAACAAAGCAUUAGUCUUGCCAAGGCAGGUAUUGUGUGCAGUUUGCCAGCCAGGACGUCCAUCAUAGCAGCCGCAAAUCCUGUGGGAGGACACUAUAAUAAAGGCAAGACCGUGUCGGAGAAUUUAAAAAUGGGUAGUGCUUUACUGUCACGGUUUGAUUUGGUGUUUAUCCUUCUCGAUACUCCAAAUGAAGACCAUGAUCAAUUGCUUUCGGAGCAUGUAAUGGCCAUGAGGGCCGGAUCUAAAGAAGUCUUACGCAGUGCAACUGUUACACGUGAAGAAACCCAAGAAUCCAAUACUUCUAUCUUAGAAAUGCCCUCGGAGAGACCUUUAAGGGAGAGAUUAAAGCUCCGUCCUGGUGAGCAUUUCGAUGCCCUCCCACACCAGCUACUAAGGAAAUAUGUAGGAUAUGCUCGCCAAUAUGUUCAUCCGCAAUUGUCACCUGAUGCAGCUCAGAUACUCCAGAACUUUUACCUUGAACUGAGAAAACAGAAUCAAGGCAUAGAUGGCACUCCCAUUACUACAAGACAAUUAGAGUCUUUAAUCAGACUGACCGAGGCACGUGCAAGAUUAGAAUUAAAGGAAGAGGCUACUAAAGAGUUUGCAGAAGAUGUUGUUCAAAUAAUGAAACACAGCCUUUUGGGAACAUACUCUGAUGAGUUUGGAAACUUAGACUUCAAUCGAUCUCAGCAUGGCUCAGGAAUGAGUAAUCGAUCGCAGGCGAAGAAAUUUGUUUCUGCUCUUAAUCGGAUUGCAGAAAGAACCUAUAACAAUCUGUUUGAGUUUCAGCAACUUCGACAAAUUGCAAAGGAGUUACAAAUACAAGUUGCUGAUUUUGAAAGCUUUGUGAGUUCCCUCAAUGAUCAAGGUUACCUAUUAAAAAAAGGUCCCAGAGUUUAUCAGCUCCAGACUAUGUAGCAUUUACGUGCUGCACAAAAACUCUGUGGUCAAACGAAAAGCGGACCUGUCCACAUUGGACAAUGAAGCACAAUGUUUAAUGUAUACUUUGUAAAGCUAACUGUAAAUAUAAAAUGCCUCUUUAUGUAAUCUGCCUGUGUACUACAGAGUUAUUUUGUAGGUGUGCUGUAAUUGAUUAACAAACAAAUAUUUGUGUGGUAUAUUUUAUAUCUAAAGUUGACAAUCACGUCUCGUUAUUUAUGUAUGUUUGAAUGUAUAAUCUGUACUGCGGCACAUUAUAGUAAUUAA